This is a messenger RNA of Branchiostoma floridae (Florida lancelet), 2005 nucleotides long. Its product is annotated as organic cation transporter protein-like. Gene Ontology annotation, biological process: transmembrane transport. The record is from RefSeq and is a predicted model, not a curated record. Gene Ontology annotation, molecular function: transmembrane transporter activity. Lineage: Eukaryota; Metazoa; Chordata; Leptocardii; Amphioxiformes; Branchiostomatidae. Gene Ontology annotation, cellular component: membrane.
CACUCCCCAAAUGCCCAGAUUUCACAUAAAAUCCCAACAAGAAUGGCUUUUAAUGGUUUAAAGCCUUGUUUUUAUCUCACCGGGGGCUCUGGACGCAGACGCUAAUUCUUGUGUCUCUGUAGAUAUAUCGGUGAAAAGAGUAAGAAGGUAGAAAACGGUAGAGGUCGCUCGUGCUAGUCUGAUAGCCGAGAAUAAUAUAUCCAGUCGGACAUGUUCAUUAACCAGUGACCUUGUAGUGACACACAAUUACAUGCACAUGUCAACAAGUCUCACCUAUUCUCUGUCACGUCAAAUCAAGCCCUGUAGGAACAAGUCGUCAGUGUCGUCUGACAUUGUACGGAUAAAAGUCUACUUGGGACGACGUCGCCUGAACAUUCAGUUGUGCUGUCACGACUCCAAAGGGGAAAACAUGACUGAAAACGAAAACGCCGCCGAUGAAGCCUUGGUGUUCGAAAACGGGCCUUCUGGCGACUCUAAGGACGACUUACCGGUCAAGGUGAACUACGACCGAGCUAUGGACUACCUGGGCGGGUUCGGACCUUGGCAGAGGAGGGUAUUCUUCCUCAUCUGUCUGCCCACCGGCUUCAGUGCUUUUCAGGCGUUUGGUAUCAUCUUCAUUGCGUUCGAGCCCGACGUCCACUGCCGGGUGCCGCAGGACAGCUUCUCGGGCCUGAACGCGACCCCGGCCGAGCUGCUGAACGUUACCAUCCCCUGGGAGCUGAAGGACGGGGAGUGGACACGGAGUCAGUGCAAACGGUGGGGCCGAAAACCGGUACUGCUGGCUUCUCUCGCCAUCGACUACAUGUUCGGGAUCAUCUGUGCUUUCUCACCGAACUACGCCGCCUUCGUAUCCUUCCGCGCCGUCAUAGCGGCAUGCACCAUGGUCUCUGUUCUUGUGCCAUUCGUCAUGGCGACAGAGCUGGUUUCCCCCGACAAGCGCAGCCUGGUGGGGAUGGUGAUCUGGAUCUACUGGGCGAUCGGUUACGUCAUCCUGUCCGGGAUCGCCUACCUCAUCCGGACCUGGAUGUGGCUGCAGAUUGCAGUUACCAUGCCUUACCUGUUCUUCAUAUCCUUCUGGUGGCUUGUCCCCGAGUCUCCAAGAUGGCUGAUCUCAAGAAGUCGCCACGAAGAGGCGGCCGCCAUCUUGCGCAGUGCAGCAGAGGUCGCCAGUGUCACUAUACCCGAUGAGGUCUUCCAUGACACCAUUCCUUUAACCCAGACAGAGGAAAAGACUAAGGAGAAAGAGAAGCUCUACACAUUUGUUGACCUGUUCAGGACCCCGAAUCUUCGGAAGUGGACUCUCAACAUCUUCUUCAACUGGAUCGUCAACACCCUGGUGUAUUAUGGGAUAUCCCUCAACACGGCCGCCCUGAGCGGGAACAUGUACCUGAACUUCGCCAUUUCCGGUUUCGUCGAAAUUCCAGCAUACAUACUAUCCAUCUUCAUCCUGAAUAGGUUCGGAAGACGCUGGCCCUUAUGCUUGAUGCUUCUGUUUGGAGGCGUCGCCUGUAUCGUGGCCUUCUUCAUUCCCAAACACCUCGGCUGGAUGACCACAACCCUGGCCAUGACCGGCAAGUUCUGCAUCACCGCUUCUUUCGCUGUUGUGUACGUCUUCUCGGCGGAGAUCUUCCCUACUGUUGUCAGGCAAAUCGGGAUCGGUAUGUCCUCCAUGAGCGCUCGUGUCGGCGGUAUGGUCGCGCCAUUUAUCAACCUGCUGGGCGUCUAUUGGACGCCGAUGCCUUACGUCAUCUUCGGGGGAACUUCGGUCGCCGCCGGACUGCUGGCGCUGCUCCUACCGGAAACCAAGGGGAAGGCACUUCCGGCUACCAUCGAGGACGGCGAGAAUUUCGGGAAGGAAGACGGUAUCGUAAACGAGGAAUGAUCUGAGCAAAGUUGGGCUAAGACAGGAUUUGUGAUAAUUGUCUUUGGCCCGCAAGUAUACAAAAGUAACGGGUUCCGCACUGGUGUUCCAGUGCUGAAUCGAUGGGUCGAAUCGGCCUCAGCA